UACCCCAUAUGGAAAAAGGAUGACACCAAGUCCCAAAAAAAUCCCAAUACAUGUAAAUUAAUUGGUUUACUUGAAAGUUAUAGCAUUUACAAAUGCGGUAUAGAUACUGGAUUUUUUUUCAUACUAAUAAUGGCGCGGUGAUCAACGACUUAUAGCGGGACUGCGGGACUGGGGGACUGCGAGACUGCGGCGGGCAUUCUGACACUGGGGGGAACUGGCCAGGGACACCAAUACAGUGAUCAGUGUUCAAAAAAAGCACUGACACUGUACUAAUGGCACUGGGCAGGAAGGGGUUAACA
This is a messenger RNA of Staurois parvus, 299 nucleotides long. The record is from the annotation of a GenBank genome assembly. Lineage: Eukaryota; Metazoa; Chordata; Amphibia; Anura; Ranidae.